AUGAUAAUGGAACAUCUCACGCAGCAGUCGCAGACUCAGCUUCCUAAUACUUCCAUACAAACCCAAUCGGCGGCAUCUCCUACAACUACAAACUCUACAUCUUCCAAUAUUCAAAGUAAUGGCAUGCGUUUUUCUAUCGAAGAUCUCCUCAAAACGCAUUCAGAAUUACUCCAACAAUCACGUAAAGAGAGUGAGUUGUCAAGCCGAUGUAGCAAUCUUUUACCCGUAGAUCUAACACUACCGUCUCAUGAUCAACUUCCUUUAUGGUUUGGAUGUACACCAUUGCCCAUUGACUCCAGUCUUCUCUUAGCUCAGAGGAAUGUUUUCCCUCAAUUAUGGGCCGCCGCUGCGACAUCCGAUGCUCUACGCCUAGCAGCCACCAGCAAAUCCUAUAGAAGACGAAAAGCACGAACUGUUUUCUCGGAUCUCCAGUUGCAAGGAUUAGAAAGGCGUUUCGAAACCCAAAGAUAUUUGAGCACUCCUGAACGUAUAGAGCUGGCUAACGUUCUUAAUUUGAGCGAAACACAGGUGAAAACCUGGUUUCAAAAUAGACGUAUGAAGCAUAAAAAAGUAAUCCGUCGAGAAAACACAAAUACCGUAGAUGUAGAAGAUGAAGAAGAAGAAUGCGAAGAUUGGGCGGAAGCUUCAUCGUCUUGA
This is a messenger RNA of Auanema sp. JU1783, 657 nucleotides long. The record is from the annotation of a GenBank genome assembly. NCBI's taxonomy places the organism in Eukaryota, Metazoa, Nematoda, Chromadorea, Rhabditida, Rhabditidae.